Porites lobata is the source of this 2610-nucleotide messenger RNA. The record is from the annotation of a GenBank genome assembly. NCBI's taxonomy places the organism in Eukaryota, Metazoa, Cnidaria, Anthozoa, Scleractinia, Poritidae.
AUGCUCAGAGAUAUGUUUCUCGAAAUUUUAUUCAGUUGUGUUGCCGUUUCAGGUAAUUGCAACAAUGCUAUCAUUUUAUAAUUAAGCACCUUUACUGAAAAACUCCCACUUGUUCCCCCUAAAAGGUUUCCUGUGACCUAUACAGUUAAUGCCAAGUUCGGUCAUUUAUUGCAAUAGACUUUGCCCGUGUUAUCCCAUACAGUAGCUAUCGUCAUCGUCUAAGUCAAAUAAAGUGUUUGGGGAACAUGUCAAGGUAAUUCAAUGAUAACAGACAGCUCUCCAGGGCGUAUCGUCCUCCUAGACAAUUAUGUACAACUUCCCAAAAACCUUAAGCUCAAACACGACAAAGUCGUUUAAAUGCAAAUAUGUUGUAUGAUUUGAAGUUGCAGGGGCAACAGAAUGCGGAGAAGGAUUAGGUAAGUGUAAUAUUAUUCUUUAAAAAAGAUAUGAAGCAUCUUUCUUUAAACACUGCUGAGCAUGUUGAUUAACGAGGGAUCUCAGUUCUCAGUAGCCUGAGAAAACAGCCGACAUUUGGCGACGUUACCACUGGUUUUCCCGCCCUGAAUGACAUCUGAGAAACGAGGACAGAAUUUCCAUACUGAUCGCGUCACUACCCAGAUCUGGGUAGUGCUUCUGAUUGGUCGAAUCAAAUUUCCCACGCGGCACGACCAAUCAAAAGCGUCAUCAGUAUGGAAUUUCUGCGCUCGUUUCUCAGACGUCAUUUGGUGGGGAAACCAGUGGUAGCGUCGCCAAAUGUCGGCUCUUUUCUCAGGCUAAGAUCUAAGGUAAUCAAUAAAGUUGCAAAUUUCGUCACUGUUUAGAUUAAAACAAAACAAUUUGUUAAAAAGAUCGUUGCAUAUCUACUUUCUGUAACUGCAAUUCAACAGAAUGUGGACCAGAAUGCCAAAAUAAGUGCCUCGAAAUGCAUAAUUAUUACCGGAGUCUACACAGUUCUCCACCACUGGUAUGCGACCAUGAGCUCGCUAAAUCUGCACAAAAGUCCACUAACCAACGAGUCGCAGGCAAAAAGUCGGAAUGGACGGACAAAUAUACUGAAAGUAUUAUGUCCUGGAAAGGACGGGAAUGGGAGGGAGUGGGUGAAAUGAAUGGAGCAAUAACGGGAGCCGUUAGAAGCUGGUAUUCAGAGAUCAAGAACGACUACAAUUACCAAACGGGCAAGGGAAAUGGCAAAGCAAUAGGACACUUUCAAGCGGUCGUUUGGAAAGGAGAAACAAGGCUGGGAUGUGGACUCAAUAUUAAACCUACAGAUGGAACUUAUGUCACAGCUCACUACGCACCAGCAUCUCACGCGAGCAUGGACAAGGAAAAGCAGGCACCAGAUAAUGUCAAGCCAAGAAAACAACCAGGUGAAUGACUAUAGCCUAUUUAAAAUUUCAGUUUUUGUGAAGAAUUCACCAGGACCUCAGCACCACCCUCAAAAAAAUAUGUAAUAAAAUAAACAAAGCAAAAAAAGCAAAAAAAGCCAUCAAUUUUCAUUGCGCCAAAUGUUCCAUUCUUUAUAAUAAAGAAGAGAGAAUAAUUAUUGUUGGAUUGAUUAAUUCUAAACCAAGACUGAAGGACACAGGCUUUUACAGUGGCCAAGCCUGAGAUCUCUCGUCAUAUACUCACAGUUCAUAAGUGACAGGGAUACUGCCUUCGCACUUGUAGGAAGAAAUGAAUAACAUUUUUAGCGGAGCUCCACAAGCGGUACCCCAUUUGGUAAUCUAUCGAUCCGAGAAAUGUUGGUAAUCACGUGACCAUUCGUCCGUCCAUCCGUCCGUCCGUCCCCAUCACAGGAAAACCAAUGUAAAGUGUUAAAAUUUGUAGCUAGUGUGGGAGCCUGUAACAGAACCCUUGAGAAGGCAAAACCACAACGACAAACCAGUGAGGGUCAGCCAGAUCGUUAGUAGACCUGUAUCAGUAAUAUCUUGUGAAAAAAUUGAAAAUUAAAAUUAUGCGAUAACAAAUAAAGAAAUAAAGUAUGUAUUACAUUUCAUCUUUCUUUGUUACCAUUUAUUUGUAUACUAUUUUUACAUUUUAAAUUGUCUUUCAAAUCACCACUUCAACGGUUUCUGUUUUCGCAUACUUUUAACGUUCACUUUUUCGCAUUUAAAUUUUCGCAUGUUAUUAUAGUAUCAUAUUGCACGCUAUUCUUUAUUUCAAAUUGUAACGUCUUAGCCUAAACCUCUUCAUUAGAUGUAAGACCCUGAAGAAGAAAGGCCGUGCCUUCCGAAAUAUUGGUAACCAGUAUAUAUAUUCACGACUGUAAAUCGGUCUUGCUUCUUUUGUUUUAUAUUUUCACUUAUUGCUGAUGAGAUCCUUUAUUAAGGUCCAGUCCUUCUUUUUGUAAGCCAGUCCUUGCUUGAAAAAUUGAAUAUGAUCCAGCUACUUGAACUGCUUGUAAAGUUGUUAUCUUUCCAAUCAACAGAGCCCGGUUGUAACGUCACCUCUGGACAAAGAGUUCUUUGCAAGCCUGAUCUCAGGGCGCCCUUUGUGAAUCCAGGAAAUUGCACUCAAGAUGCCUGUUGUUAUGACGACAUGUUCAUGAGCGAGUCAUCGGUAAAUUUCUACGAUGCCAAUGGAAGAGUUUGGUGCUUCAAGAAACAGUGA